Molecule: messenger RNA, 911 nt
Organism: Ochlerotatus camptorhynchus
Lineage: Eukaryota; Metazoa; Arthropoda; Insecta; Diptera; Culicidae
Product: keratin-associated protein 5-5-like
Exons: 4
Coding region: 191-790 (199 amino acids)
Source: RefSeq, a predicted model, not a curated record
GUCCUCUUGAAGCAACUUUUAUUGAAGAAACCUUGGAUUAGAAGCAGAAGUUCCGUUGGAUACCUCAAGGAUUUACGGUGCAGUAGCUGCUGAAGCCGAACAAAGAAGAUUUGAAGGCCAUCUUUGUGCGGUUGGGAAAUCGAUUAAUUUGAAUUCUCGCAUCAAAUCGAAGAAACUUCCAUCUACGAAAAUGUGCGACCCGUGCUGCUCCCCGUGCGAUCCCUGCUAUCCCUGUUAUCCUUGCGGUCCCUGUCCUGCUCCGUGCGCUCCGGGUAGCAUCUGCGAUCCGUGCGUCCCAAAGACCUACGCAGCUCAUGAUUUGAACUGCAUGCCUCAGUGCCCCUCUAUCUGUCCUCCGGCACAAUGUGGUCCACGGUUCAUCACUGUCCAGCAACCUCCGCGGGUUGUAGCCCAGCGAAAGAUGAUCAACUGCUGCCGUACCGUCGUGGAUAAGCAUGUCGUCCCUCGCACCAAAACUAUAGUGGAACCUAAGAUCAUCUACCAGCCACGUUGCUACGUCGAACCGUGCAUCAUCUACCGGAAGCGGGUCGUCCCCGAUCCCAAGAUCAUCUACUACAAACGUAUCGUUCCGGAUCCGAAGAUCGUCUGUACACCACGGACCAUCGUGGAACCCAAGGAGAUCUGCACUACCAUGGUGUGCCAACCAAAGCCGCAAACCGUGCAAAUUCCACCACCACCGCAGUAUUGCUGCAUACCGGCGGGCACCGGAUUCACCAAGUCACCGGCCUGCUCCCCGUGCGACCCGGUCUGUCGGCCCAGGCGAUGCUAGGUGCCAACACUAGGGAACAGCGUGAGCAAAGGUCCCCGCUCGGGGUUGCAAGAGUCGUGAGCUACGGGGAGGACUCCUCAUUGCCAACUGUGAAUGUCUAAAACGGAACGGUCUCCAGCAC